AUGUUAAUUUGGAUUUUGCUUUUAGACCUACCAGAUCAGGCGCAUGCGUACAAUAGCCAGCCCUCAAGCCUGAUAAGAAAUCACGAAGUGAAAAUGUCUGUCUGGCAUGUGAAUCCCGACCCAGAGGAACUGGUGCCAUGCCCAUACCAGAAUAGCCACAUGGUGAGGCAGAAGAGGUUCCCCUAUCAUCUCAUGAAAUGCAGAAAGCAAUACACAGGCAAUGACUUUGCUACAUGUCCCUUCAAUGCCAGACAUGAGAUGCCAAGACCAGAGCUUAGGUACCAUGUCAUCAAUUGCCCAGAUAAAGCAGUCCUUGAGCAAGAGAUCCUCUAUAACCAGAGCAAGAAUGAAGAGGGUACCUACUUCAAGGGCAAUACUGCCGUACCUUCAUACUUCCCUGACUGGCAACCCCCAGCCUCCUCUGAGGAUUGGGACAGUGAGACGCCAUCUGUUGUGAGGAUUGGAGUUGACCCAAAACAAAUUAAUCCAAAUGGACUAAUGUUUAAAGACACUUCAGGAAUGACUCCAGCGCAAAAGAAGAACUUCAAGAGAAUCCUUGCCAAGAGAGCAGAAAGAACAGCAAAUGGGCUACCCACAGAUGACUUAGAUGAAGAUCUCAUGAAUGUAGGUUCAUGUGAGGAGAAUGUUCCUCCAGGUUUGCCACCCAAAGAGGAACCUGCUACUAAGGAACAGCAGUUGAGACUCCCCAAACAAGCCCCUCAGGUGCUUACCAUGCAGCAGAGGCAGCAAAAACAGCAAGCCACUCAACAGCCAGCAGCUCCACCAUCUGUAUUUGCUUACUCUCUAGGAAUGGCUGGUAUUGGACGUGGCAUGAACAGAGCUUUGAUGCAACAGGCACCAGGAGGGCUUCAGAUGAAUGGUGCUCCUGGGACAACACAGAAUCUUAGCACACCAGUUGCCUUACAGAAUGGAACUGUACCACCUGCUCAACAAAAUGGCCUACGUUAUCCAGAAGUUGGAGCUCAACCCCCUGGCUCCUACCCUACUUCAGAAGUGGGAUCUCAGAAUGGAGAGCGCAAAUCUCGUAUGGCUGCCAACAUAUUUCCAUCUGGCCCAGCAAAAAGUGGUACAGGAGCGCCACCUGGAAUCGCCCCUAGAAAUGUCACUGCAGCACCCAUACCACAAGCCCAGACACAGAAGCCAAUGAUGAAUGGUGUUCAGGGAACCUCAACAUCAGAUGUCAAUGCUGCCUCUAUGCUUGCAUCGCUCUCCAGGGGCAGAGGAAUUGGGCGUGGUGCGGUGAUGAAACAACCUGGGGCUCCAGUAUUCUCUAUGGGGCGUGGGAUGGGUGCCAACCCAACACCAAGCUUUGUGGUUCCAAAGACAGAGGUACCCGCUGAAACUUCUGCACAGAAAACUAUGAAAAAAUUGCAGAAAAAGCUGCGAGAGAUUGAUAACUUGCUGGAGCGAGAGAGAGAUGGAGAAAAGCUGAACCCAGAGGAGUUGGAAAAAGUACACAAAAAGACAGAACUGGAAGUACAACUGCAACAGCUCAGGAUUGACUAACUGCAGGCAAGAAACAAGUCAAGAUACUUAUGUGGAUUGCUUUCUUCCAUGAGAUGUACAAUGGAUGCCACAACAUUUUACAGUUGACCUUGGAUUUUAGUUCAACCUGGAUUUUUAGUUCUUAAUUAAAAAUUAUAAGAGAUAAUUAUAAGAUUGCUCUAUCACUAUUAGUAGUACAGAUGGCAGUCAUUUCUGGAUAAAAGAAAACUAUUUUAAAGAUAUUCAGCUGAUUUUAAUUCAUAAGGGAGGUACAGUACAUCGAUAUAUUGAUUUAGAGGCAUAUUGGAACUAAUUUGGUUGAGAAGCAUCCAAGAAAAUAUAUGUUGGGUCUGGGAUAUAUCUACAGCAUGCACUUAAUUGUUGUAUAUUUAUAUGGCUUGAUGUUGUGUACAUGUUGUCCAUUGAAUAUACAGAGUGUCAUGUUAUGGUGUAUGUUGGGUCUGGUGUGUAUUUGAAGUAUGGAACGUUAACGUUCAAAAGGUGAGGAGGAUAGUAGUAGUAUGAAAUGUGAUCAGUCAUAUUUUGUAUUUAAUGACACUAUACACAUUUUCUUGUAUAAUAUUACAUAAUUAUAUAAGCAUAAUGUUGACUUGAUCUAAACUUAUAUUUUGGUACAGUAUGUUGGAUUUGGGAUAUUGGUUCCAGUUAGGCUGGCCAGUAUGUUGAAUCUGGGGUGCUGUAACUGAAAAUGCACUUGCGAUGGGUGUAGUAAUUUCUGACAUUUUGAUGUCAAAAUGAAACGUUCCUUCAUCAUAAUUCUGUAUAGGUCCUUCAUUAUGUGGAUUAGCGAAUGAUGUGCACUAUACGUUUGUAUAUGGGUAUCGUAGUGUUGUAUGUUGUAUAGCUUGCAUUGGAGAGCAUCACAAGUCCAUAUAAGGAGGGUCCUAUACGUGGGGCAUAUGUAGCCUCAUGGCCGUUAUAUAGGCCACCUGAUGUGCCUUUAUAUGUCGUGGCACCUUGAUUAUAGAUUAGCUUACUUUUCCUGUUUAUGUGUAUUAAGGUUCAUAAUUUGACUGUCAAUAAGUGUUUUAUUGUAUAAUUUUUCGAGGAACUAUGGAUAGCAUAUUUUCAUAUAAAAUUUGUCGAGGGCCUUUCUAAUGUUGGAUAAAUAUUGCACUAAUUUGCUGUUGGUGUAUAUCAUAUUUUUGAGCUAUCUGUUAUGUGUACAUUAAACAGACUGUAUUUGGAUUUUUAUCAGAAUAUCUUGAAUGCCCCUUGUAUACGUGCAUAAAUGUACAUUUAUAUAUGGCAUAUUUUGUAUGAUAUAUUUGGAUACAACUCUUAGUGAUAUUUUGUAAUAUAUUGUACAAUAUCAAAUGCAGGCUCAUAGUCAGGAUUUUCCAGAAAGGUUCACUGAAAAAAGGGCUGGGGGUUGUUACAAACCUAACAAAUGCCAAAUAAGUUUGAGCCAUUUUUUUAAAAAUUUGAGGCCCACAAAUUCUUGCAAAAAUGAGGUUUAUUUUAGAAAAUGAGAUGAAAAAGAUAAAUUUUUAUAGGGGGGAUUACCCUUCAAAUUCCAUUGGCAAUGGACCUGCAGUAGCAUAUUUUGCUUAAUGGCAAGACAAAGUUUUAAAAUACAAAUUAAAAAAAGAAAAUAUUGUUAUACAAUGUAUUUUAUACAGAUGUGAUU
Owenia fusiformis is the source of this 3157-nucleotide messenger RNA. The record is from the annotation of a GenBank genome assembly. NCBI's taxonomy places the organism in Eukaryota, Metazoa, Annelida, Polychaeta, Sabellida, Oweniidae.